Molecule: messenger RNA, 3931 nt
Organism: Mastomys coucha (southern multimammate mouse)
Lineage: Eukaryota; Metazoa; Chordata; Mammalia; Rodentia; Muridae
Gene: Paxbp1
Product: PAX3 and PAX7 binding protein 1
Exons: 18
Coding region: 123-2882 (919 amino acids)
Biological process (GO): mRNA splicing, via spliceosome; positive regulation of transcription by RNA polymerase II
Cellular component (GO): nucleus
Molecular function (GO): DNA binding
Source: RefSeq, a predicted model, not a curated record
GCUAGAGCGGCGACGACCUGGCUGGGGGGCUCUCGCGACUGCGCGUGCGCGGCGGUGGUCUCCGCGCUCCCUCGUCCUCGCUGUCUGCGAGCGGUAGCGAGAGCGCGGUGACGGCGGCUGGGAUGUUCCGAAAGGCCCGGCGGGUGAACGUGCGCAAGCGGAAUGACUCGGAGGAGGAGGAGCGGGAGCGCGAUGAGGAGCAGGAGCCGCCGCCGUUGCUGCCCCCGCCGGCCUCGGGCGAAGAGCCGGGCCCUGGCGGCGGCGAUCGGGCCCCCGCGGGGGAGUCGCUCCUGGGCCCGGGGCCGCCGCCGCCUCCGCCCUCCGCGCACAACCCGGGUCUCGGCGCUGAGGCCGGGGGCGGCGUCCCCGGCGGCGCGGAGCCCGGCAACGGGUUGAAGCAGCGCAAGAGGCCUCGCGAGAACAAAGAGGUGCCCAGGGCCAGCCUGCUCAGCUUCCAAGACGAGGAAGAAGAGAGUGAAGAAGUAUUCAAGGUAAAGAAAUCAAGUUACAGCAAAAAGAUAGUGAAACUGCUCAAGAAAGAGUACAAGGAAGACCUUGAAAAGUCGAAGAUGAAGACAGAGCUCUGCACGGCAGCUGACAGUGACCAGCCUCUGGACAAAACGUGUCAUGCUAAGGACACAAACCCAGAAGAUGGAGUUGUGGUUAGCGAGCAUGGUGAGGAUGAAAUGGACAUGGAGAGCGAGAAGGAGGAGGAGAAGCCCAAGGCCGGGGGUGCCUUCUCCAAUGCUCUGUCUUCCCUGAAUGUGCUCCGCCCAGGAGAAAUUCCAGAUGCAGCUUUUAUACAUGCUGCAAGAAAAAAGCGCCAACUGGCCCGGGAACUGGGAGACUUCACUCCUCAUGACAAUGAGCCUGGUAAAGGCCGCCUCGUCCGGGAAGACGAGAAUGAUGCCAGUGACGAUGAGGAUGAUGAUGAGAAACGCCGGAUCGUUUUUUCUGUGAAAGAAAAGUCACAAAGACAAAAGAUCGCUGAGGAGAUAGGUAUUGAGGGGAGUGACGAUGAUGCCUUAGUAACUGGAGAGCAAGACGAGGAACUCAGCCGCUGGGAGCAGGAGCAGAUUAGAAAGGGAAUUAACAUCCCUCAGGUUCAAGCAAGUCAGCCCACUGAAGUGAAUAUGUACUACCAGAACACUUACCAGACAAUGCCUUACGGUGCAUCCUAUGGCAUCCCUUAUAGUUAUACAGCCUAUGGAUCAUCAGAUGCCAAGUCUCAAAAGACAGAUAACACAGUCCCUUUCAAAACUCCCAGUAAUGAGAUGGCUCCCGUUACUAUUGAUUUGGUAAAGAAACAGCUUAAAGACAGGUUGGACUCCAUGAAAGAAUUGCACAAAACCAAUCGACAGCAGCAUGAAAAACAUCUGCAAAGCCGAGUGGACUCCACCAGGGCUAUUGAGAGAUUAGAAGGGUCUUCUGGGGGUAUUGGUGAACGGUAUAAAUUUUUGCAAGAAAUGCGAGGGUAUGUCCAAGACUUGCUUGAGUGUUUCAGUGAAAAGGUGCCACUGAUUAAUGAACUUGAAUCAGCAAUUCAUCAGCUGUACAAACAGCGAGCUUCCCGCCUUGUCCAAAGACGACAAGAUGAUAUUAAAGAUGAAUCUUCGGAGUUUUCAAGCCAUUCAAAUAAAGCUUUGAUGGCACCAAAUCUUGAUUCCUUUGGACGUGAUCGGGCACUUUAUCAAGAACAUGCAAAACGUCGGAUUGCAGAGCGGGAAGCCAGGAGGACUCGCCGUAGGCAAGCCAGAGAGCAAACCGGUCAGAUGGCAGAUCACCUUGAAGGUCUUUCCAGUGAUGAUGAAGAGACGUCUACAGAUAUUACUAAUUUCAAUCUAGAGAAAGAUCGAAUUUUGAAAGAGUCUAGCAAAGUUUUUGAAGACGUCCUUGAGAGUUUCUAUUCGAUUGACUGCAUUAAAGCACAGUUUGAAGCUUGGCGUGCAAAAUACUACAUGUCCUAUAAGGAUGCUUACAUUGGUCUUUGUUUGCCAAAACUGUUCAACCCUCUAAUCAGACUUCAGCUCCUUACUUGGACUCCUCUUGAGGCAAAAUGCCGUGACUUUGAAAAUAUGCUAUGGUUUGAAUCUCUGCUGUUUUAUGGUUGUGAAGAACGAGAACAAGAGAAGGAUGAUGCUGACGUUGCUCUGCUGCCCACCAUUGUGGAGAAGGUCAUUCUUCCCAAGCUGACAGUGAUAGCUGAAAACAUGUGGGAUCCCUUUUCUACAACACAGACUUCAAGGAUGGUUGGAAUCACAGUGAAAUUAAUAAAUGGCUAUCCUUCAGUAGUCAAUGCAGAAAAUAAAAACACACAGGCGUACCUUAAAGCACUUUUAUUGAGGAUGAGAAGAACUUUAGAUGAUGAUGUAUUCAUGCCCCUGUAUCCCAAAAAUGUCUUAGAAAAUAAAAAUUCUGGGCCUUACUUAUUUUUUCAACGACAGUUUUGGUCUUCUGUCAAGCUAUUGGGAAAUUUUCUUCAGUGGUAUGGCAUUUUCUCAAACAAAACUCUUCAGGAGUUAUCAAUAGACGGCUUGUUAAACAGAUAUAUCCUCAUGGCUUUUCAGAACUCAGAAUACGGAGAUGACAGCAUCAGGAAAGCCCAAAAUGUAAUCAACUGCUUCCCUAAGCAGUGGUUUGUGAAUCUGAAAGGAGAGAGAACUAUUUCUCAAUUAGAAAAUUUUUGCCGAUAUCUUGUACAUUUAGCAGAUACAAUUUACAGGAACAGUAUUGGAUGCUCUGAUGUGGAAAAAAGAAAUGCAAGGGAAAAUAUAAAACAGAUAGUAAAACUUCUUGCAAGUGUUCGGGCUUUGGAUCAUGCUGUAUCUGUUGCAAGUGACCACAAUGUGAAAGAAGUCAAGUCUCUGAUUGAAGGAAAAUAGAUCUGAGACCAAAAAGUGUUUGCUUUGCUGCCAUUCCCAAUGUGUAAAUUUUGUAUAUAUGUAAAGUUUCUUAAACUGUAAUAUACUGAUUCUUGUUUUAAUACAAAAACAUUAUAUUAAUACCGUGUCCUUAAAUGUGAUUUCUUCAGAAUGAAAGGAAUUCAGAUUAUUUUUAGGAGUCUAUGGAUGUUUUCCUUACUGCCUGUCAUAUUUUGUUUAUGGAAGUAUUUUAUAUGGUCAUUAAAUUAACUUCUUUAAGUGUCCUCUAUAAAUGAUGUGUGUUUAGGGUAAAUUGUGUAAUUUUGCAUAUGUGUGUGUGUGCACAUACGCGUGUGUGAGCGUGUGCGUGCAUAUAAGCAUAUUUAUACCACCAUAGAUUUUCAUGCUGGAAAUUUGCGGUGUUUUCUACAGAGGAAGCUCUUUAACAGCAGGAUGUUACCCAAUAGCAAUUGUCCUAGGGAAACACUGCACUGCUGCAGCAGAAGGGCUGCCAGGUGAUGGACCUUCACUCCCACUUUGACUAGUGUUACUGUCACUGUAGCUUGCUGCCUUAAAAUGGAAACUGAAAUAAGACUUUGUCGUUGCGUGAGUGUGGACCUUCUGUGAGUCAGCCUUGGAGGCAACUGUGGGUCUGAGCUCUAGGUAAGAUAUGCAAUAGUUUGGGGUAGGAUGUCAAUUUAGUUUUGACAGUAAACCCACAAACUAACUGCAUGGUUUAGGCUGAAUGUCCUUUCUCACUAUCUUCUUCCUUGCCCAGCCUAUAGAUAUGAAUUUCUAUAGUCUAUCCUGUUUUGAAUCCCACAUAUGUGAGUUAUAUAUGCAAUAAAGAACAUGCCUUGCUGAUUAGAUACGCCCAGACAAUUUACUAUCCAUGGAAUUCUGAAAUGUUUAUACCACAUUGUAAAUACUCAGAGAAACUUGUUUUAAGGUUAAUGCUUUCUGAUUCUGUGAUUUUCAGAAGAGAAACAUUUUGGAAAUUCAGGACUAUUGUUUGAUAAAUAUAUAUGUAAUUAAGCUUUAGCCAAGCAUUAAAUUAAUUUUUGAACACA